ACUUGGCGAUCGACAGGGGAAUUGUGUUUCGGGGCAACGCGUGUCGACGUGCCGGCUGUUCCUGGCACGUGGGCAUGUGAUGACGGACUGGCCUGGCUUGCUUUUCUGUAGCAUUCUGAAACUUCCUCCACGCUUCGCUCCAACUCUACGUGUCGAAGCAUUUGGCAGGCUUAUAUCUUGGGCGCUCGAUUUGGAGGUGGCGACGAUGGGCACACCGGUACAUUGCGAUUGCCACAACGCCUAAGUGGCUCAUUCCUACACCUCACUCUCGGAGACUACGAACCGCAGCAACGACAUUGAGACUACAGUACAGUCUAUUACCCAGCAGACCGGCCGAGAGAUGGAGGAAACGCUAGGCGACCUCAAAGCUAAGCUGCAGGCACAGCGAUAUCCGGAAGCACAGAAUGGAGUACCUGAAUACGCUGCGCCUACGUCACACGCUGGGGCGGAAAAGCGACCGUUGAUUGAUCAGGUCACGAAUCCAUGGCAGCAAGAGAAGCGACCGACAUCCGAUGAUACUGAAGACGACGACGAGCGAGAAUUUGGUUGCUGUGACUUGGAGAACGACAGGAGUUGCCCGAAUACCGCACGCAAGCUCGUUGCCUCCCGUCGCGCGCGCAGGAUGUUUGCACUAUUACUUCUCUUCGCACUCGCCGCCUACUAUGCAUGGACCAGAUAUCUGCAGCCGAUAGUGGAAGAAGAGUGGGCAUACAAAGAAGGUUUCAUGUCUCAGGAUAACGGCACAUAUGGGAUCGCUCGUGGUGGCCAUGAUAGAGACCUGGUACGGAUUAAGAGCCUCGAUCCUGCAUUUCUGCCUGGCGGACCGGCCGAUCCAGAGGGCGAGAGAAGAUUGGUAUUUAUCGGCGACAUCCACGGCUGCAAGAAAGAGUUGUUGAAAUUGCUCAAGAAGGUCGACUUCAACGAGAAGACAGAUCACUUGAUCCUGGUGGGAGACACAGUCACAAAAGGUCCGGACAAUCUGGGAGUGCUUGACGAGCUGAUUCGUUUGAAUGCCACCAGUGUGCGCGGCAACCACGAGGACCGCCUUCUACAUGUUGCUAAGAAGCUCCAUGUACAAGAGCCACUGCCAGUCGAAGCUACCAGCAGCAAAGGCCUCGCGAAAGAUGCGGCCCUUGUGCGACAGCUCGAGCCACGCCAUCUGGCCUACAUGCGAGAUAUGCCAUUGAUGCUGCACGUCCCUCGGCUCCCUAUGGCGCGUGGACCAACCAAGAAGUCCAACUCGCCAAUCACCGAGCACAUCAUCGUGGUCCAUGCUGGACUGGUUCCUGGUGUCAGCCUCAAGAAACAAGAUCCUUACUUUGUCAUGAACAUGAGAUCCAUCAACCGCCGAACUCUCGUGCCUUCGGCAGUCCGUGAUGGCAAGAAUGCGAAACCUUGGUACAGUGUCUGGUGUUGGUACAACGAUCGGAUUUUCAAGGGGCGUUCGAUGGAAGGCCUCAUCACGACCGAUGACUUCGCAGACGAUGAGUCUGCAACAGAGGUGCCAGUCGGACUAUUUGGUGGACUCUGGAAGAACUUCUUUGGCAAGAAGAAGUCGCACGCACGUCCACAAGUCGUCAUCUACGGCCACGAUAGCAAGACUGGACUUGUCAUUAACAGGUGGUCCAAAGGAUUGGACUCGGGUUGUGUCAAUGGCGACAAAUUGACUGCACUUGUGCUCAAUGCGAAGGGUGAGCAAGAGUUGUCGCACGUGAAGUGUAAGAACUAUCGCGAUUGAGCUGGCACGAUUGUCCCUCGUUUUAUUUCGUGUUCUAUUGCGUUCAAGCGAGGCGUUUGAUGAAUCGGAACUACACUAGACUCGAUACCCCUUAAGAGACUAUAGAACUGCAAAAAUGCAUUGCGUGUACCUUAGCCGGUACUGGCAUCUAAUUUAUAGAUUUCCCAUGCAAGCC
Cercospora beticola is the source of this 1913-nucleotide messenger RNA. RefSeq lists its product as uncharacterized. Gene Ontology annotation, biological process: polyphosphate catabolic process. Lineage: Eukaryota; Fungi; Ascomycota; Dothideomycetes; Mycosphaerellales; Mycosphaerellaceae. Gene Ontology annotation, cellular component: cytoplasm. Gene Ontology annotation, molecular function: endopolyphosphatase activity; phosphatase activity. The record is from RefSeq and is a predicted model, not a curated record.